AUGUCAGAUCCUAAGAUGAACCAGCUCUUGGAGGAGGUCAACAGUCUUGUCAACCAGGCAGAAGACAUGGAUGAACUCCAAAGGCUGCAUGAGGUCAUCCACAUGCAACAAGAGGCAGCAUCAUACAUCCAGCCAUCCACCAGCCAGCCAUCUGUGAGGUGGAUUAAGAGGGACAGUGGAGGGAACAUUAUUUAUGGGAGGCCAAGAUUCUCCAGAAAGCGAGCAGCAGGUCUUAGCCUCAGACAAACUGGAAAGACAGGUGGUUCCCCUUUCAGGGCUCCGGAAACCAGUGUGGAAAUGACCAAUGACUUUUCUCACAUAAACGCUGAGUCUUUCCUUCAAGAACUAAAGCGCUCACUGGGUGAAGAUUUAGAUGACAAAGAAACACCACCACAAGCUUCCAGUGAUUGGUCAGUGAGAAAAAGUCUUGUCUCAGGGUGGUGGGCGAAAGUGAGGCCCUGGUUGGUGGACAAAAUGGUGGCUAAGCAGCAUGUGGCAAGUCCAGUCUGCCAGAAAUGUUACUCCAGUCCAGCUAUGAUCCAUUGUUGUGACUGUCGACCACACCCCUUCCUCUGUGCCCGUUGUGACAGCAGCAUCCACAAGGCUCAAGUCUUCCACAACAGGGACUCAAUUAGAGAAGGCUUCUUUCAGCCAUUGCCUCCGACAUCCUGUUUUGUGGAGAAGGUUCUUACCCAGUGCGUAGAGUAG
This is a messenger RNA of Triplophysa rosa, 708 nucleotides long. RefSeq lists its product as uncharacterized. The transcript is spliced from 4 exons. The coding region runs from base 1 to 708 and encodes 235 amino acids. The record is from RefSeq and is a predicted model, not a curated record. Lineage: Eukaryota; Metazoa; Chordata; Actinopteri; Cypriniformes; Nemacheilidae.